AUGUUUUUGUAUAAAAUGCUUUGAGUUAAAAUUUCAAAUUCAAAAUUCGAAUUUCUUUUGGCCCGCCGACGAAUCAAAAUUUCAGUGUUGGACAUUCAGCAGCAUGCGAGCCUUGUUGAAUGGUGAAAGAUAUCUAAAUUUGUUCAGAAAUUACCAACGUUUCUAUAGCCAAAACAAGAUCAUGCUGCCACACAAAUGCCUCUACGAGUCGGCCAGAAAGACACUUCAGUCCAAAUCGGAGCAGAGUAUCAAGAUACCAGCAUCCCAUAGACCGUUCAGCUGGAAGGCGAGACCUGUCCACAACCCAGACCUAAUCUCAACAAUCUGCAGUGUGAGAAGAGCGUCUGGCAAGUGCAAGGGUCCCGCUAAAGAUCCGCCCAAGGAGAGACCGCCCUCGUUUUGCAAACCAACUGAAAGCGAGCCACCGUGUUCGAAGGAUCCCCCACCAGGCAAGAAGGCAGCUCCGUUUCGACAAUCUACGUCACCGCCAAUGAACAAAGAGUGUAAAAAGACUGAGGAGAAGCUGCCGUGUCCCAAAAAGGAACCUCGCAAGGAAAAGAAAAAGCCCAAAGAUGCAGCAACAAAAGAUUUGGCCCCAAAAGCCACUGUCCCUAAAGAUGCAGCACCCAAACCUACUGCCCCCAAGGAUUCUGCACCACAAGCCACUGCACCCAAAGUAGCUCCAAGCAAAACUGCUCCCACCAAAGAUGCAUCACCCAAAUCAUCUGCAAUUCCUCCACCGCCACCGCCACCGCCUCCUGGAGUACCUGUAAAUAAAGCAACGUCUCAGGCACCCCCAGUUAGAGCUGAACCAUCAUCAUCCAAGCCCCCUCCACCACCACCGCCUCCGCCAGCCAGAAAAAUACCUCCAGCAAUGCCUACCCCUGCAGCUACAAAGCCAGCAAUCACACAGUACAAAUCCGCAAUGCCCACUUCCCCCAGUCCCUGUGAAAAACCUCCAAAACCAAAAGAUGAAGAGAAGAAACCGAAGGGUCCCCCCAAGAAGGAAUCGUCCCCGAAAGUAAAGAAAGAGAAGCCAAAGGAAGUUCCAAACCCGUGCAUGCUGGCAUUUAUGGAAAGGAAUCGUCUCGGUGAUAAAAAGCCACCUAGAGGAGGCUGCUAUGCGGGUACGUCCUCACGCAAAGAAGGAACUCGUUCUCGAGGCAAGGCAUCACCCAAAAAGGGACCCAGCUCUGGAGGCAAACCCUCUGCCAAAGAGGGACAAGCUAAACCCACCCCCAAAGAGGGACAAAGCAAAUCCUCAUCCAAAGCAAGACCCACAGCUGGAGGAAAGCCCGCUCCCAAAGAAGGAGCGAGUUCGGGAGGCAAACCUUCAGCCAAAGGGCCAGCCAGGCCCGCGGGAAAGUCCUCAGGCACAGGACCAGCCAGUCCAGCCGGAAAGCCAGCCUCUUCUCCGACAGUCAGCAAAAAAAUGGCCACAGCAGCAAAUGUCCAGCCGAAAGUCACGGCUCCACCAGCUCCUCCACCAGAACCCAAAGCAAAAACUCCUCCAAAGCCGCCACCACCACCACCGCCGCCUUUCGUGAAACCCUCGCCCAGCCAGUCCACCCAAGCCGGAGGCGAUCAGUGCCACUGCGAGGCAAAUACAUCGCAGCUACUCUGCCAGCCGGUGGUGCCGCUGAAGGACACCAUUCAGCGAUAUCUGUGCAGCAUACAGCCGCUCCUGAAGCCCGAAGAAUUCCCGGAGGAAUAUAAGCUAACCAUCGAGUUCCAGGAUGGCGAGGGUGCGCAGCUGCAGAAGCUGCUGGAGGAUGUGGCCAAGUACAGCACCAAUUGGCUGACUCCACGGUGGACAAAUGCCGCCUACCUGGGCUACAGAGCGCCGGUUACCAUCUUCUCGAGUCCCUGCCUGACCCUGCCCAUGCAGAAAUUUGAAACUAAUCGGGACUACAUGCUGUACACGGCCAAGGUGAUCUAUGGGAUGUGCGAGUUCAAGGAGCUGGUGGACAACAAUGGCAUACCCGUGGUGAAGAUGUGCUGCCACGAUCUGGACAACAGUCAGUUCAGGAAGAUCUUUGGCACGGUACGCAAGCCGGGACGCUUCUGCGAUACCAUCGAACAGUAUCCAGAGUCGCAGUAUGUGGUGGUGAUCCAUAGAAAUAAUUUCUUCAAGCUUCCCGUUUAUGGUGCGGACUGCAAGAUUGCUCAUGUCCACAAUGUGGCUGACCAACUGGGCAGCAUUCUGCACUGUCCCAUGGAGAGGGGCGAGCCCAUUGGCCUGCUCACCCACGACAAUCGCGACAACUGGGGCGAGGCGUACACUUAUCUCUGCGGCUCUGAGGGCAACAACGAGUCGAUUGUCCACGCCAUCGAGCAGUCGCUCUUCAUCGUCUGCCUGGAUGACCGCGUGGAGGUGCCCGAACAUGGCGCCAGUGCCGUGCUUGCUGCACAGCUCCUCCAUGGCGGCGGCGGCCAUCAGAACAGCGCCAAUCGCUGGAUGGACAAGACGAUCCAGCUGAUUGUCAAUCCGAAUGGCAUGGCCGGCUUCUGCUACGAGCAUGCACCCGCCGACUGCCAGCCACUGGCCAUGCUCAUGGACUAUGUGCAGGGGAAAAUAACUCAACCAAAUUAUGGCUGUGAAUGCUGCAGCAAUUCCAAGCUGCAGGCAGCCACCGUACUCUGCUUUGAUCCACUCAACCAAUGCACGGAUCUGUACCUGUGCGAGGCAAAGCGGAAUAUUGACAAAAUCUGCAGCAGGCUGCAGUUGCACGUCUUCAAGUACGAGUGUCACGGGAAAGAGUUCAUCAAGGCGCAGGGUUUGAAUGCGGACAGCUACAUACAGAUGGCCCUGCAGUUGGCCUACUACAAUCUGCACGGGGAGAUGCCGGCCCAGUACGAGUCGGCACACCUGCUCAUGUUCGAGGAGGGACGCACGGAGACCGUACGCUCCACCUCGAGGGAGUCCAGUGCCUUUGUCAAAUCCAUGACCUGCUGGCCGGGCACCAAUAACAGGCGUUUGUUGGCUCUCCGCACCGCAGUGGACUCCCACCAGGAGCUGACCAAACUCGCUCUGCAGGGACGUGGCGUUGAUCGACAUCUGUUGGGGCUGCAGCAAAUGGCCAAGGAGAAUGGUCUCCCGAUGCCCAAGUUCUUUCAGUCGAAGGGGUUCGUCAAGUCGGUCAGCUUCCAGGUGUUCAGCUCCCAGGUGCCCAGCAGAUAUGAAUCCUUCAUGGCGUACGGGCCACUGAUCGCCAAUGGCUAUGGCUGCUGCUACAAUCCACGCAGCAAGGACAUGAUAUUCUCCAUCUCGGCAUGGGGCUCCAACAAGGAAACCGAUCCAGUGCUCUAUGGAAAAGCUAUAGAGAAGGCCUUGAAUACGAUGCGCAGACUGAUCAUCCAGACGGGCGGUGAUCGAGUGGGCGAAAAUGUCUGCAAAUGCGCAGACGAAAGACCAACCAAGUAGAGCCAUCAUAUUGAAUGUUCCCACAUCCCCCUCAAGGCAAAUACACUUUCGCAAUCUUUCACUUUA
Messenger RNA from Drosophila subobscura, 3490 nucleotides. RefSeq names its product carnitine O-acetyltransferase. Gene Ontology annotation, cellular component: peroxisome. Gene Ontology annotation, molecular function: carnitine O-acetyltransferase activity. The coding region runs from base 104 to 3424 and encodes 1106 amino acids. Gene Ontology annotation, biological process: carnitine metabolic process, CoA-linked. NCBI's taxonomy places the organism in Eukaryota, Metazoa, Arthropoda, Insecta, Diptera, Drosophilidae. The record is from RefSeq and is a predicted model, not a curated record. The transcript has 4 exons.